GUCACGACCGGUGUACACAUAGAGAUAUAGCCAAUCCGGUACAUUCGCGCUUAUUUUAAACAGAUAAAGUAGAAAUAUGAAUUUCUUUCUCUUUUAUCUACUUACAAGUAUUACUGUAAGUACAGAUAUUACAGGCUGCAAAGAUGUUUUGAUGACCGAGAAUAAAGACUGUUUUGACGGAUAUAAAACAUACUUGGCUAAUCUCGGCAACAGCGGAGCAGAUUCCUCACAAAUAUUGUCACUUCUUUGCAGAGAUGAGGGUAGAGCGGCAACAAAUUGUUUAAAACCACUUCUAGAUGAAUGUAAGGAGCUUGCAGAUGAUGAUAUGUAUCUAGUAUUUACAGUACUUGAUACAAUGGGCGGAUGUGAAGUACUGGAAUCUCCAGAAACCAUAGUAGAUGUCAAUGGGGAAAUGUCCAAUGAUGGUACCGAAAUUGUUGAUGAAGUGGACCAUGACAUCGCAAAUUAUACAACACUGUUUGCCAAAUUACAAGAAGAAAGUAAAGCAAUUUGCAGCAAUUGGACAGAAAAGCUUCAAUGUUCAGACAACACGUGUCCAAAAGUUGAAAGACAAGAAAACAAAUCCAAACAGAGGAGGUCAAAUCAAACUGGUCUUUCGUUCGAUGUUCAACUUUUAAAAUUUCAGUGCCCUCUCUUUUCACCAGAUUACUAUGAAGACGGCUGUUUGGAGGAUAGAUUGACGACAGAUCUCCAAUAUAUCACUUGCUUCAAUAAUGCCACCAAUUUUAUGAAAACGAAUCUGACUUGCGAGCAGUAUAAAAGCGCCUAUGACUGUGUAAAGACAGCUAUCAAACCAUGCAAGGAUGGACAUAAGGAAGCGUUUUUAAAUACAACAAAUAUCUACAUUGAUGUUAUGUUUGAGAGGGAUUGUAAAAUUGAGAUUGGGAAGGCGAUAACCAAGGAGAAUACCGUAGAGAAGGCAACGAGUAACGCCUAUGUCAACAUGCUUUCAUUUAAUACUAUGUUUAUUAGCAUUGCUAUUGUCUUAACUUUUUUGUAUUAAAUGGGUAAUUUUCAUUGAAUAGUGGUAUCUAAGGAAUAUGUUAAAGGACAAAACCAAGCACUCGACAUUUUCUUCAGCUUUUUGCAUACUUAGUCUGGCAAAACAUUUUGCAACAAAAUAUGAUGGUCAGCUAACAUGACGCAACAAAAUCAGUAUUUCUGGACUGUUUUAGUAUCAUCAAUUAUUUACAUUUGUAUUUAUCCAAUAUAUCGAAAUUUCAUUCGCUAAAUGAUAUACAAAGUGUUCAAUUAUUCUGUUACAAUUAUCAAUAUUGAAAUAUCGAUUAUUAUAUUAUAAACUAGAAAUGUGUCGUCAUGCCACGAAUGGCCCCGCAUGCAGCAAAAAUUUCAAAUUUUUAAAAAUAUUUAGUUCCAUAUUUUUUUGCACAAACUAUUUUUUCAUUCUUAUUCCAAAGCCCUUCAACUAUUCAAUGUUACCACAAACCAUUUUUAGACAAAGUUCAAGGCAAUUAAAGUAUUCAGUGCUAACCUUUUUUUUAAAUUGCACUUUGCAUAUUUGUAGCUGACUAGAUACAUUUCAACAAAAGUAAGAGUGCGGAAACAGAACAUUUCAAUUUUUUUUCAACGUUCAAGAGAGAUAACUUUGUCCAAAAUCAUCAAACCAUGACCAAAUUCAAACUUGGCCUGCUUAUUCAUAAGAUGUAAGAUGUUAAAUUUGAGUUGUAUAACUCUUGGGGAGAGAAUGAACAGAAACUAAAAAAUUCUCUUUUUUUUCCAAAGUUUAUGAGGGAUAUCUUUGUCAAAAUUAUCAAUGGCCAAAUUCAAAUCUGACCAGGGUUAUCCUAUGACAUAUCCAUAUAUUAAAUUUGAGUUAGUACUAAUGGCUGGGAGAUAACGAGCAGAAACUGAAAAUUGCCCCUUUUUUCAAAGGUAAAGGGGCAUAACUCAGCCAAAACUCAUUGAACCAUGACCAAAUUCGAACUUUACCUACCCAGUCCUUUAAUGUAUCUAUAUAUCAAAUUGAGUUGAAUAUGUACAGUUAGUAGGGACAAAAUGAAUGGCAACUGAAAAAAAUCAAAGCGAAAUGGGCAUUAUAACUCUUUUAAAAAUCAUCAAACCAUGACAAAAUUAGAAAUUUGCCUGCUGAUUCCUUUGACGCAUCAAUAUGUAAAAUUUGAGUUGAAUGUGUUCUACCGUUGGAGAGAUAAUGAACGUAAACUGGAAUUUUCUUAUUUUUUUCAAAGUUAAGGGCAUAUCUCAAUCAUUAAAUCAGGACAAAAUUCAAACUUUACCUGCACAUUUCUAUGACAUAUCCAUAUAUGAAAUUUGAGUUGAAUGUACAUACUUGUUUGGGAGAUCAUAGACGGAAACUGAAAAUGUCCUUUUUAAGUUAAAGGGGCAUAACUCUGCAAAAAAAAUCAUCAAACAAUGAUCAAAUUCGAAAUUGACCUGCGCAUUCAUUUGACGUAUCCAUAUUUCAAAUGUGAGUUGAAUGUGUACAACUGUUUGGGAGAUAAUUAACGGAACUGAAUUUGAUCAAGGGGCAUAACUCUGCCAAAAAUCAUGGGGCCAUGACCAAAUUCGAACUUGACCCGCAUUUUCCUUUGAUAUAUCCAUAUGUUAACUUUGAGUUGAAUAUGUGCAAUCGUUAUCAAGAUAAUGAUCGGAAACUGAUGAUGACGGAAGGACGGAAUGACGGAACGGGGUAACACUAUAUGCCCCUAACAUUUUAUACGGGGGAAUAUAUAUAUAUAAGUUGCAUUGAAAUGCAGUGUUCAUUUAAAUGUGUUCAAGUUAGUAUGUGUUCAACCAUAUGUGUUCCUUUUUGCUAUCCUUGCCGAUGCCGAUGUGUUGCUAGGUUGUGUCAUAGAACACUUCAUUAAAUGCCAAGUGUCUAUGUUGAUCUUUGUUUUCAUAAUUCAUGGUAGUGUCAGUUAAAGAACAAACUUUUUUUGAUUAAUUUUUAAGGUGAUCGAAUCUAUUUUGUUUAUCAUGACAAGUACUGUUGUAAAGUUGGA
This is a messenger RNA of Ruditapes philippinarum (Manila clam), 3002 nucleotides long. RefSeq lists its product as uncharacterized. The transcript is spliced from 7 exons. Bases 77 to 1024 code for a protein of 315 amino acids. The record is from RefSeq and is a predicted model, not a curated record. Lineage: Eukaryota; Metazoa; Mollusca; Bivalvia; Venerida; Veneridae.